CUCCUAUGUAUGAGGACAACAGUUUCUCGAGAAUCUCGUCCUCCUGAAUCCCUCGUUUACACAGUGAAGACCCUGCGAUACGGCUGAAUCCCGGGGAAAGGCGCACGACCCACAUGGUGAAAAUCCGUCUGGCAUAGAUGCAUACGGAAUGCAUAUCGACGACUAUCAGCUGGACCCCGAUCCCACCCAGCUGGAAAAAUAAAAUAAAAAAAUAAUAAUAAACGCCGCCGCUUAUCAAACUUUUGCCGGCUUUUAUUCUACUUUUGCAUGGAAUGCGAAGUUGACGAAUCCCCGUCGUCGUGUUUAUCAGCUUCGGGUCUGUGCUGCUUGUCGUAUAUUACUUUUUUAAUGCCCAGUAUUUAUUUGUCGGAUUGCUGGUGGAUCACAUUUCUUGUCUGACAAGCAGUUAUUGUUGUUUGGUAGUCUCAUGAAGGGGACCGAGUUGUCGUCUUUUAACCAACGCCCGCGGCGGCAGAAUGUCGCUCGUUCGGCGACUAUAGCGCUGCUGGGUUUAGCUGGGCUGUUGUGGUGGGGGAAUAAUUAUAAACAUAUUAAUGAGGGUCAUAAUGUGAACCCUCUCGAUGGUAUUCCGGGGUCAGGGUUUAGUUGGCAUCAGAUCGUACCAUCUCCUUCGAUUGAAUACCAUGACUGCUUCGAUGGCUUCCAAUGUGCCCGACUCGAGGCCCCAAUGGACUACAACCGCGCUGAUGGACAAGGCCGUCGCGUUGCCGUUGCAUUGACUCGAUUACCAGCCAAAGUGUCUGUUACGGAUCCGCGAUAUGGAGGAGCGGUUUUGAUCAAUCCUGGAGGCCCCGGAGGAUCAGGCGUAAUGCAAGUCCUAGUAGCCGGACGGGAUCUACAAAUGAUCGUUGACGCCGAAGAAAACCCUGACACAACCGAAAACACAACCCAAGCCAAAUACUUCGACGUGAUAGGCUUCGACCCGCGAGGCGUGAAUAACACAACCCCCGGCUUCAGCUGCUUCCCCGAUCUGUCCUCGCAGGUGACUUGGGAAUUGCAAAUGGAAGCAGAUGGGAUGCUGGGCAGCUCGGAGAGUUCGUUCAUGCGUCACUGGCAGCGAGCGCAGGCGCUGAACCAAGGAUGCUCAUUGAAUCUCGCGACACCUCCAGCCGGUGAAGAUGAGGCCCUAGGGAGCCAUGUCAACACUGUCCCCGUCGCACGGGAUAUGCUCGAAAUCACCGAACGCCACGCAGAAUGGCGCGAGAAACAAGGACAAAUACAACAAGCCCUUUACGACAGAACACACGGCCACGAUCCAGAACAACACAUAAUAAAUCACACCCGCUGGCACCGCAACCACGAAAAACUCCUCUACUGGGGCCGCUCCUACGGCACAGUCCUAGGAACAACCUUCGCAACCAUGUACCCAGACCGGAUAUCCCGCAUGGUCCUCGACGGCGUCGUCGACGUCGACAAAUACUUCACUGGGAUAGGCCCAAACCCAAUUCGUGACGCAGAUGCCAUCUUCGAUAAAUUCAGUCUAUACUGCGACGAAGUCGGACCAGAGUCCUGCCCACUGUACACUUCCGGCGGACCAACAUCCAUCAAAGAGGCAUUCCUAACCCUCGACGAGAGAGUACAUAAUGCCUCGAUCCCGGUAAUGGCGUCGUCAACCCACGGACCGGAGGUUAUCACCUGGACUGAUAUCCACAAUCUCCUCCGUGUCGCCCUGUAUCAACCGAUAUUCGCAUUCCCUCUGUUCGCGCAGUACCUGGCUCAACUUAGUAACGGCGAUGGCUCGGCGAUGGUAGAUUUUAAACAGGGGAAUCACCGCUCCUCGUGCCCGUCGAAUCAGUGUCAAAUGACCGGGCCGUGGUCGACGGCGUGCCGGGAUCCGGGGGAGAAUGAGAGCUAUGCGACUGCGGCCAUUCUGUGCUCGGAUGCGGAGUAUAUGGGUGAUGUUGAUGAGGGUGGGUUUAGAGAGUAUUGGGAUGGAUUGAAAGGGGAUAGUAGGAUGCUUGGGGAUUACUGGGCGCAUAUUAGGAUGUCUUGUGUUGGGUGGAAGGCUAGGGCGAAGUGGAAGAUACCAGGCCCCUUCGCAGCAACCACAUCCAACCCCCUCCUCCUCAUCAGCAACACCCUCGACCCCGUAACACCCCUCUACGGCGCAGAGAAAAUGUCCCAGAACUUUCCCGGUUCUGUCGUUCUGCGACAGGAUUCUGAAGGCCAUACAUCCGGCGCAUCACCAUCCCUCUGCAUUGCGAGGGGUAUUCGGCGGUAUUUCCAGACUGGUGAAUUACCUGAUAAGGAUGUUUUUUGUGAGGCGGAUUUGAAGCCGUUGCUUGGGUCAAUAACGGUGGAGAUGAUAGAAAAGGAGGAGGGGGGUAUGACGGGGGGUGAGAGGGUGUUGAUGCAGGCGAUGAUGAACGAGGUGCGGAGGCUUAGGAGGGGGCCGUUAUAAUGUUGAUACUGGUAGAUGCUGUGCAAUGCAUUUGAUAUAUAUAAUGCUGCAUGGGUUUGAAUUGAGAUAAGAUGAGUCCAGUUCACUUGCUACGGUUGCUUUCUUGAACACUACAUACAUCUAUAUUUACCUGUCGCUGUAAUUUGAAUUCCUC
This is a messenger RNA of Aspergillus glaucus CBS 516.65, 2576 nucleotides long. RefSeq names its product putative proteinase. The record is from RefSeq and is a predicted model, not a curated record. Bases 428 to 2422 code for a protein of 664 amino acids. The transcript has 5 exons. Lineage: Eukaryota; Fungi; Ascomycota; Eurotiomycetes; Eurotiales; Aspergillaceae.